Messenger RNA from Dipodomys spectabilis (banner-tailed kangaroo rat), 929 nucleotides. It is a transcript of the gene Apobec2, whose product is annotated as apolipoprotein B mRNA editing enzyme catalytic subunit 2. Gene Ontology annotation, cellular component: cytoplasm; nucleus. The record is from RefSeq and is a predicted model, not a curated record. Gene Ontology annotation, biological process: cytidine to uridine editing. Gene Ontology annotation, molecular function: cytidine deaminase activity; RNA binding. The transcript is spliced from 3 exons. Lineage: Eukaryota; Metazoa; Chordata; Mammalia; Rodentia; Heteromyidae. The coding region runs from base 83 to 781 and encodes 232 amino acids.
AGCUGCUUGGGACUCGGCCGCCCAGCCCUGGCCAGGCCCACAGCCUCUCUUCUCUCUGUGACUUCUGAGCCACAGCCUCUCCAUGGCCCAGAAAGAAGAGGCCGCUGCUGCCGCUGCCGCCGCUGCCGCUGCCCCAGAGCCAACCUCCCAAAAUGGGGAGGACCUGGAGGACCUGGCCGAACACCCCGAGAAGCUGAAGGAACUCAUUGAUCUGCCGCCCUUUGAGAUCAUCAGCGGGGAGCGACUACCAGUCAACUUCUUUAAGUUUCAGUUCCGGAAUGUGGAAUACAGUUCCGGGCGGAACAAGACCUUCCUGUGCUAUGUGGUGGAGGCCCAGGGCAAGGGAGGCCAAGUGCAAGCAUCUCGAGGCUACCUAGAAGAUGAGCAUGCAGCUGCCCACGCAGAGGAGGCCUUCUUCAACACUAUCCUGCCGACCUUCGACCCCGCCUUGCGCUACAACGUCACCUGGUAUGUGUCCUCCAGCCCCUGUGCAGCUUGUGCCGAUCGCAUCAUCAAAACCCUGGGCAAAACCAAAAACCUGCGCCUGCUCAUCCUGGUGGGUCGACUCUUCAUGUGGGAGGAGCCAGAGAUCCAGGCUGCUCUGAAGAAGCUCAAGGAAGCUGGCUGCAAGCUACGAAUCAUGAAGCCCCAGGACUUCGAGUACAUCUGGCAGAAUUUCGUGGAGCAAGAAGAAGGGCAAUCAAAGGCCUUUGAGCCCUGGGAGGACAUUCAGGAGAACUUCCUGUAUUAUGAGGAGAAGCUGGCGGAUAUCCUGAAGUAGGCAACUGGCUCCAGGCUUCUGUCUGCCUGCUGCCUGCAAGAGAAGCAGUGAUUUGUAUGCUAUUUGGGACACGCCUGUCUUCCUAUCACUACUUGGAGCUGGACAACAUUUUAAAACCAACCAACCCUCCUGUACAAGGCCCUCAGGG